ACCUCGGCGGCGGGUUUGGCGCUGCAGCGCUGGCGACAGGUUCGCGGCUGGGGUGGGCGCCGCGGACCCGGAAAAGAGGACGAGCACCUGGAGCCCGGCCGCAGCCCACGACUUUGCGACCCAGCGGCGGCGUUGCUGCUGCGGGGCUCGGGCGCGCGGCCCGGCGGGACCGAGGACGGCGGGGCGGCAGGGCGCGGGCGCCGCGGGCCGGGACGCGCCAGAUGAUGGAUUUGGAUGUGCUUCUGUGAAGAAAUGCCACGUGUCUCUACUGGUCCAAGAACGAACAUGUCCAGACUACUGCCACCAUAGGGGACUAGGGAUUGGUGACAGCGCUUCCCGGGGAAUCAGGCACGGUCUGACCCAGGAACAGGAAGCACAUUGUCACCAAUGACAUCAUGACAGCAAGAGAGCACAGUCCUCGCCAUGGCACCAGGGCCCGUGCGAUGCAGCGGGCUUCCACCAUCGACGUGGCAGCCGACCUGCUUGGCCUCUCUCUGACAGGAAGUAUACAAGAUCCAGAUGAGCCCAUUUUGGAAUUCAGCUUAGCUUGCAGUGAGCUGCAUACGCCAUCGCUAGAUCGAAAACCAAACAGCUUUGUAGCCGUGAGUGUGACCACGCCACCCCAGGCGUUCUGGACGAAGCACGCGCAGACGGAGAUCAUUGAGGGAACCAAUGAUCCUAUAUUUCUAAGCAGUAUUGCCUUCUUUCAAGACUCUCUCAUCAAUCAGAUGACACAGAUCAAGCUCUCCGUGUAUGAUGUCAAGGAUAGAUCUCAGGGAACAAUGUACUUGCUGGGCUCUGGAACAUUUGUCGUCAAAGAUCUGCUCCAGGACAGGCGUCAUAGGUUGUAUUUAACACUAAGGUCUGCGGAGAGCGACCGCGUGGGCAACAUCACCGUGAUGGGCUGGCAGAUGGAGGAGAAGUCAGACCAGCGGCCCCCCGUGGCCCGGUCUCUGGACACCGUCAACGGGAGGAUGGUUCUGCCCGUUGACGAGAGCUUGACCGAGGCCUUGGGAAUCCGAUCCAAAUACGCUUCUUUGCGAAAAGACACGUUACUGAAAUCGGUGUUCGGCGGUGCCAUCUGCCGCAUGUACCGGUUCCCGACCACCGAGGGCAACCACCUGCGGAUCCUGGAGCAGAUGGCGGAGAGCAUGCUGUCCCUGCACGUGCCCCGGCAGUUCGUGAAGCUCCUGCUGGAGGAGGACGCGGCCAGGGUGUGUGAACUGGAGGAGCUGGGGGAACUGUCCCCUUGCUGGGAGAGCCUCCGGCGCCAGAUCGUCACUCAGUACCAGACCAUCAUCCUCACGUACCAGGAGAACCUGACCGACCUUCAUCAGUACAAAGGUCCCUCGUUCAAAGCAAGCAGUUUGAAAGCAGAUAAAAAGUUAGAAUUUGUUCCCACAAACUUACACAUACAGAGGAUGAGAGUUCAGGACGAUGGAGGAUCAGAUCAGAACUACGACAUCGUCACCAUCGGAGCGCCAGCAGCACACUGCCAGGGCUUUAAGUCAGGAGGUCUCCGCAAAAAGCUGCACAAAUUCGAAGAGACCAAGAAACACAGUUUUGAGGAGUGUUGUACGUCAUCCAGCUGCCAGUCCAUCAUCUACAUACCACAGGACAUUGUCAGAGCCAAGGAGAUCAUUGCCCAGAUCAACACCCUGAAAACCCAAGUGAGUUACUAUGCAGAGCGGCUCUCGAGGGCGGCCAAGGACAGGUCUGCCACCGGCCUCGAAAGGACACUCGCCAUCUUAGCAGACAAGACCCGGCAGCUGGUCACCGUGUGCGACUGCAAGCUGCUGGCCACCUCCAUCCACGGGCUGAACGCGGCCCGGCCCGACUAUAUCGCCUCCAAGGCCUCGCCCACCUCCACUGAGGAGGAGCAGGUGAUGCUGAGGAACGACCAGGACACGCUCAUGGCCAGGUGGUCGGGCAGGAACAGCCGGUCUUCUCUGCAGGUGGACUGGCACGAGGAGGAGUGGGAGAAGGUGUGGCUGAACGUGGACAAGAGCCUGGAGUGCAUCAUCCAGCGGGCGGACAAGCUGCUGCAGCGGGAGCGCCUGCAGGGCGAGGGCUGCGACCACAGCCUCCCCGGCGCCGGCAGCUGCGUGGGAAGGAAAGAUUGCAGUCCCCCUCCUGAAGAGUCCAGCCCAGGUGAGUGGAGCGAGGCCCUGUACCCCCUGCUGACCACCCUCACGGACUGCGUGGCCAUGAUGAGCGACAAGGCCAAGAAGGCGAUGGUCUUCCUGCUCAUGCAGGACAGCGCGCCCACCAUCGCCACCUUCCUGAGCCUGCAGUACCGCCGCGACGUGGUCUUCUGCCAGACGCUGACCGCGCUCAUCUGUGGCUUCAUCAUCAAGCUGCGGAACUGCCUGCACGACGACGGCUUCCUGCGGCAGCUCUACACCAUCGGGCUGCUCGCCCAGUUUGAGAGCUUGCUGAGCACCUACGGGGAGGAGCUGGCCAUGCUGGAGGACAUGAGCCUUGGGAUCAUGGACUUGAGGAACGUGACCUUCAAAGUCACUCAGGCCACGUCUAACGCAUCAGCCGACAUGCUUCCCGUCAUCACAGGAAAUCGGGACGGCUUUAACGUGCGGAUCCCCCUGCCAGGCCCCCUGUUCGACGCCCUGCCCCGGGAGAUCCAGAGCGGGAUGCUGCUGCGAGUGCAGCCCGUGCUCUUCAAUGUGGGCAUCAACGAGCAGCAGACGCUGGCCGAGAGGUUUGGCGACACGUCUUUACAAGAAGUUAUCAACGUGGAGAGCUUGGUGCGGUUAAAUUCCUACUUCGAGCAGUUUAAGGAAGUCUUGCCAGAGGAUUGCCUACCUCGAUCUCGGAGCCAGACGUGCCUGCCGGAGCUGCUGCGCUUCCUGGGUCAGAACGUGCACGCCAGGAAGAACAAGAACGUCGACAUUCUCUGGCAGGCUGCUGAGAUCUGCCGCCGCCUCAACGGGGUGCGGUUCACCAGCUGCAAGAGCGCCAAGGACCGCACAGCCAUGUCGGUGACGCUGGAGCAGUGCCUGAUCCUGCAGCACGAGCACGGCAUGGCCCCGCAGGUCUUCACGCAGGCCCUGGAGUGCAUGCGCAGCAUUGGAACACGGGAGGUAGUCACCCAGAAGAACUUGAGCGGCCUGGUGCCCAUCCGAGACUUAAGACUAGACCCCAGCCUCCUCUGUUCCAUCCCUUUACUAGCUCUGAGCCCCAAUUUACUGAUUGCGUGGCUCUUCCUGAGCAUAGCAUACCUGGCGGCCAAAUUGCGUUGCAAAUGAAUAUCAUUAUGAGAAAUUAACAAAUCACCAGAAAAACAAAAGUGCCAGAACAUGUCCAGCCACCGUGCACCUAACGGGACAGAAGGAAUGUGUCAGAGCAUGGUCCACCGAGAUAUAUUUCAUGCCUUACAGUUUGACAUUUUGUUGUUCUGAAUUGUAAACACCUGCCAAAUUAUUUCACCAAGAGGACAUGUUCGUUUAAGUUCUGUGGAGUUUUCAGUGCUUGUAACAUGUUCUUACAGAGCUCUGUUACUGCUUUGUUUAGCUGGCCUGGAAUUACUUGUACCAAAUCUCUUACCUUCUGAUGUAAAACUAUUUAUUACCUGUAUAUCUCUUGUGCCCUGUUUCCUAGAGAGAGGAAUUCUGUCAGGAAAGAAUUUGUAUAUUUGAUACUAUUCUUUAAAUGUACUGCUAACCUUUCCUUUCCUUUUGAAGAGAAAUGAAAAGUGUAGAUGCUUUCUAACUGGCUCCUCUAGAUAAACCUAUUUAAUAGGACAUGUACUUUCUGCUUUCAUUUCAAAGCGUAGUCCCUGCAAUUAUAGUAGCAAACAGUUUGCAGAAUUACAUUUCCUUGCUUACGUUAUUAUUUCCAAGUUGGGAUGACACAAAGCUGUGGAGACGGUAGCUCAUUGUAUCAAAUCAGGCACAUAAAAAUAACAUAUUGCAUGUGACUUUAGAAUUACUCUCUUAAAUCUCUGUCAUUAAACUGAUCCAGGAACAAAUGCACAGAGUAACAAAAGGCUGUUGAAGUUAGAUACAUUUAUUUUUCUUGAAAUAGCAUUUUUCAUCAAAAAAAAAAAAAAACCCUGCUGCUUUAAUUCCAGAUUCAAGUUCAGAUACCUUUUCUCUCUUACAAAUCAAAUAUGGGUAAUUAUGAAAAAAAAAAUCAAAAUUUACCAAAAAAUAAGGCCUGACUUUUGGGCAGUUGUGCCAGAUGGAGGUGUGAGAGAGAAGAGGUCACUUUGGUUUCUGUUCUCAUCACUCUUAAUUUUAACAUGGCAAUGUCUGUAAAAUGGGAGGAUUUGUAACCUUAACAUUCCUGUGUGGAAAACGGUGGCUAGACACCUCUGAAGGCAGCGGAGGAGAUGACAGGGAACCCCACAGAUCCUGCAUAAGAAACGGGCGGUGGCUUCUCUGUUUUCCAGCUCAGAUCAUGUUGUGCUUCUAUUUCGGCCUCCAGCUGGCUUUCCCAUACAUUGCAUUUUAUGGAAGUGGCUUUCUUUUCACUAGUCUAGAAACACUGGAGUGAAUUUAGAGAAGCUGGCUUUUCCAGGAACUUUACCCCCCAGGCAUGCACAGAAACCCAGUCCACCACAAAAUGUGGCCUCUCCAUUCCCUCCCCCAGACUUCCAGAACUGACUCGGGUUUCUCUGGUGUGGCCUCAGAUCUGAGUCUGGGCUCCGGGAACUGUAGAGGUGAGGCAGUUAACGGCUUGCAGAAGCAGUGGGUGACAGAUGGCAGGUGCAGACUUUAAAUUCCAAGGUGAAAGGGCAUCCUCACCGCUGUGUCCUAGACCUGAGCCCUGCGGGAGCCUAGGGCGGCUGAGUCCACUCUCCUCCCGAGUGCAGCGUGGCUG
Molecule: messenger RNA, 4839 nt
Organism: Kogia breviceps (pygmy sperm whale)
Lineage: Eukaryota; Metazoa; Chordata; Mammalia; Artiodactyla; Physeteridae
Gene: INPP4A
Product: inositol polyphosphate-4-phosphatase type I A
Cellular component (GO): cytoplasm
Molecular function (GO): phosphatidylinositol-3,4-bisphosphate 4-phosphatase activity
Source: RefSeq, a predicted model, not a curated record